AUACGAUCUGUGGCGUUAUUCUCUAACGAAUCUUUCGAUUGAAUAAAUAAAAAUCAACGGAAAGAGAUAAUGGGUUUUCCUUUCCAUCGUUACACAGUGCCGCCACCACCACCACUGUUGAUGCUGCUAUCGCUGCUGCCUUGCAUUGCCUUUUCUUCCCAAAGCUACGAGUAUUGGGAAUCUGUCGUGAUACACCCAUUAGGUAUCCAAUCCCCUCAUGAUUUGGAAUGGCACGCAGAUCCGUGGUUCCCGAAUGCUGUCGUAAUACACACUUUAGUCUACUUUAUCUAGGUAGGUACCCAUUACCCAGAAUGGCAUAUCUUCCUCUCGUCAAUGGUAUGACGACCUGACCGCAGCGUUUCCCCUCCCCAUCGUGCAUAUGGCAAUAGUCCAAACAGUGUCGUGUCGAACCAUCUUCCGAUGUCUUCUUUCUUUUUCCCUCCUUUGCGUCCUCCCGAUUCGAUAACGACUCGUUCUUUUUUGCUUUUCCUCCCAUAGCUGAACGAUGAAACAUCACACGAACAUACUCACCCAUCCCAAUCCGUCCCCUUCAAAUUAUCGUCAUGCGCCGCACGCACGCACUCCCCUCU
Molecule: messenger RNA, 590 nt
Organism: Aaosphaeria arxii CBS 175.79
Lineage: Eukaryota; Fungi; Ascomycota; Dothideomycetes; Pleosporales
Exons: 1
Coding region: 70-291 (73 amino acids)
Source: RefSeq, a predicted model, not a curated record